GAAACUGUGAUCGGUAUGUCAUCCAGCGUCUCAGCUGGGAUAGCUACAGGAUGACGAGCCACGGCGGAGAACUGGUCCCCUUAGAGCCACCGCUUGCUCCUAACGCCCUCCCAGUUGAUUAAUCUAUGGAAUCAGACCAAGAAGCUUGAGGUCCACGCCACAGCUUGUGACAGAGUGAAUCUGCUUGGUGGGGCAGGGAAGCAUCGUGGUGGUCCUACCUUCCCUACCCCAGAUGAAUAAAAUCAGCUUGGGGGAUCCUAAGCACCCCAUCCAAGGAGAAAGGGAGGGAGAGGUGGGAUGAAUCUCCGCCAGGCCUUCCCGAUGAGGCCGCCAGGGGGCAGCAGGGGAGGCUGCGAAGCUCACUGUAACGGCCCUUGCUUUGGCAUGGGGCUCCCUCCAGCCUCCCCAGCAUCCCUCCUCCUGGCCAGUCUGACUUUAUUUUUAGCUGCCAAUGGGAGGGGGCGGGACAGGAGGGUAAGUAAAGAAAACAGAACAGGACAGGAGCACAGAGGACUCCUCAGAGAGACAGAACAGCGGCCAGGCAUGGAGCUCUCCCUCAGCCCUCACCUCCCUCUCCCCGUGUUGCUCCUGGCAGGUUUCUGCCUCUCCUUCAACUUGGACGAUAGUCAUCCUCGGCUGUUUCACGGGCCACCUGAGGCCGAGUUCGGAUACAGUGUGUUGCAGCAUGUGGGGGGAGGACGUGGAUGGAUGUUGGUGGGGGCCCCUUGGGAUGGACCUUCGGGAGACAGGAGAGGGGAUGUGUAUCUCUGUCCUGUGGAGGAGCGGCCUAACGCCUCCUGUGCCAAGGGCCACCUGGGGGACUAUCCACUGGGAAACUCAUCCAGUCCGGCUGUGAACAUGCACCUUGGGAUGUCACUGCUGAAAACUGAUGUGGAUGGGGGCUUUAUGGCCUGUGCCCCGCUGUGGUCUCGUGCUUGUGGUACUUCCGUGUACAGUUCUGGGAUCUGUGCCCAAGUGGAUGCCUCAUUUCGCCCCUGGGGGAGCUUAGCACCUACUGCACAGCGCUGCCCCACCUACAUGGACGUGGUCAUUGUCCUGGAUGGCUCCAACAGCAUCUACCCCUGGGCUGAGGUUCAGACUUUCUUGCGUAGACUGGUGGGGAGGCUGUUCAUUGACCCCGAACAGAUACAGGUUGGGUUGGUUCAGUAUGGGGAGACUGCUGUGCAUGAAUGGUCACUUGGAGAUUUCCGGACCAAGGAAGAGGUCGUGAAAGCUGCCCGGAACCUGAGCCGAAGAGAAGGGCGAGAAACCCAUACAGCUCAGGCCAUAAUGGUGGCUUGCACAGAAGGAUUCAGUCCCUCUCGAGGGGGCCGGCCAGAGGCUGCCCGUUUGCUAGUUGUUGUCACAGACGGGGAAUCCCAUGAUGGGGAGGAACUUCCAGCAGCACUCAGGGCCUGUGAAGCUGGCAGUGUGACCCGAUAUGGGAUUGCUGUCCUGGGUCAUUACAUUCGAAGGCAACGUGAUCCUAGCUCCUUCCUCCGGGAAAUCAGGGCCAUUGCUAGUGAUCCAGAUGAGAGAUUCUUCUUCAACGUCACAGAUGAGGCUGCACUGACUGACAUCGUGGAUGCCCUAGGAGACCGCAUCUUUGGCCUGGAGGGUUCCCAUGGGGAGAACGAAAGCUCCUUCGGACUAGAGAUGUCCCAGAUCGGCUUCUCUACCCACCAGCUAAAGGAUGGGAUUCUGUUUGGAAUGGUGGGGGCUUAUGAUUGGGGGGGCUCAGUGCUGUGGCUGAAGGAGGGUCACCGCCUUUUCCCUCCCCGCACGGCCCUGGAAGAGGAGUUCCCUACUGCUCUCCAGAAUCAUGCUGCCUACCUGGGUUACUCAGUUUCCUCCUUGAUUCUCCUGGGUGGACGACGUCUGUUUCUCUCAGGAGCCCCUCGGUUUAAACAUCGAGGGAAGGUCAUCGCUUUCCAGCUCAGGAAAGAUGGGUCUAUGAACGUUGCCCAGAGCCUCCAAGGGGAACAGAUCGGCUCCUACUUUGGCAGUGAGCUCUGCCCCCUGGACACCAAUGGUGAUGGGGUGACCGAUGUUCUUCUUGUGGCUGCCCCUAUGUAUCUGGGGCCCCAGUAUCGGGAGACAGGACGAGUAUAUGUCUACCUAGUGGGCCAACCCUCGCUGAUCCUCUGGAGAACCCUGCAGCCAGACCCCCCCCAGGACUCCCGUUUUGGCUUUGCGAUGGCUGCCCUGCCUGACCUGAACCAGGAUGGCUUUGCAGACGUGGCUGUGGGGGCACCCCUGGAAGAUGGACACAGAGGAGCUCUGUACAUCUAUCAUGGGACCCAGGGUGGCAUCCGGCCCCAUCCUGCGCAGCGCAUCUCAGCUGCCUCCAUGCCUCAGCCACUCAGCUACUUUGGCCGAAGUGUGGAUGGACAACUGGACCUUGACGGGGAUGAACUUGUGGAUGUUGCUGUGGGGGCUCAGGGGGCAGCUGUACUGCUCAGCUCCCGCCCCAUCGUCCACCUGGCCCCCUCGCUGACGGUGACCCCUCCGGCAGUCAGUGUGGUGCAGCGGGAUUGUCAGCGACAUGGCCAGGAUGCCACCUGCCUGACUGCUGACCUCUGCUUCCAAGUAACUUCCCGAACCCCGGGCCGCUGGAACCGCCGCUUCUAUGUCCGAUUCAGCGCCUCCCUGGACGAGUGGACAGCCGGGGCUCGGGCGGCAUUUGAUGGCUUUGGCCAGAGGCUGCCUGUGCGGCGGCUAAGGGUCAGUGUGGGGAACGUCACCUGUCAGCAGCUGCAUUUCCACGUGCUGGAUGCAUCUGACUACCUCCGGCCGCUGGCCCUGGCGGUAACCUUUGAGCUGGAUAACGCCACAAAGCCAAGGCCGGUGCUCGAUGAGGACUCGCCCACUUCCCUUCGAAAGCUGGUACCUUUCUCAAAGGACUGUGGGCCUGAUAACGAAUGCCAUACCGACCUGGUACUCCAGGUAGACAUGGACAUCCGGGGCUCCAGGAAAAAGCCAUUUGUGGUUCGAGGUGGGCGGCAGAAGGUGCUGGUGUCAGCAACCCUCGAGAACAGAAAGGAGAAUGCCUACAAUACUAACCUGAGCCUCAGCUUCUCCAGGAGCCUCCACCUGGCCAGCUUCACGCCUCAGAAGGACCCCUCUGUCAAGGUGGAGUGUACAGCCACUUCCACGCAUGGCCAGCUCUGUAGCAUAGGGCACCCUGUUUUCCAGACCGGGGCCAAGGUGACCUUUGUCUUGGAGUUUGAAUUCAGCUGCUCUUCCCUCCUAAGCCAAGCCCUUGUAAGGCUGGCUGCGACCAGCAACAGCCUGGAGUCCAAUGAGACUUUGCACGACAACGUAGUCCAGGCCUCGGCCUACAUCCGCUAUGAGCCUGAGAUCCUGGUCUCCAGUGAGUCCACGCUGCACCGAUAUGAGGUUCACCCCUAUGGGGCCCUCCCCGAGGGUCCUGGUCCCGAGUUCAAAACCACUCUCAGGGUACAGAACCUAGGUUGUUAUUCCAUCAGUGACCUCUUGAUUUCCGCCUUCUUUCCCGCCGUGGCCUAUGGGGGCAGUUACUUCUUGUCCCUUUCCCAGAUCAUCGCUGACAAUGCCAGCUGCAUGGUGCAGAACCUGACUGAACCCUCUGAGGCUCCGGUGCACUCUGAGGACCUGCGACACGUCAGCCGUCUGAACGGCAGCAACUCCCGGUGCCAAGUGGUACGAUGCCACCUCGGCCGCCUGCCCCGGGGGUCCCAGAGCUCACUGCAGUUCCUGAGACUCAUCCACGAUGACUUCUUCCGAAGGGCCAAGUUCAAAUCUGUGACUGUGGUCAGCACCUUUAAACUGGGGGUUGAGGAAGGCAGUAUCUUGCAGCUGAUGGAGGCCUCCCAAUGGAGUGAGAGCCUCCUGGAGGUAAUCCAGGCCCGCCAUGUUCCUGUCUCAUUGUGGAUCCUGGUUGGCAGCGUCAUAGGAGGGCUUUUAUUAUUGGCCCUCAUUGUUUUCUGUCUUUGGAAACUUGGAUUCUUUGCCCGAAAGAAAGCGCCUGAAGAAGAUGGAAAUGGAAAGGUGGAUCAAUGAAGUGGAAGAAGACCCCGUGAAUGCCUCUUCUGCAGGGGGCCCUAGAGACUUGAAGGGGAGCCAGUAGAACAAAAGGUGCCCACUGGCCCUCUCCUCCAAACUUGAAGUCUGACUUCUGGAUCCUAGGGAUACUUCUCUCAAGAAGGGAGGCCAGCCUCUGCCAAGACAAAUUGGUUCCACAGUCCUCCUGCUCAGUCCGUCUUCCCCUGGCAGUCUCUUCUCCACCCUUCCCAGGGCUCAGGUCCCGGGGCUCUCUCUUCUCUCUUCUCUCUUCUCUCUCUCUCUCUCUCUCUCUCUCUCUCUCUCUCUCUCUCUCUC
Molecule: messenger RNA, 4359 nt
Organism: Sarcophilus harrisii (Tasmanian devil)
Lineage: Eukaryota; Metazoa; Chordata; Mammalia; Dasyuromorphia; Dasyuridae
Gene: ITGA10
Product: integrin subunit alpha 10
Exons: 30
Coding region: 298-4041 (1247 amino acids)
Biological process (GO): cell-cell adhesion; cell-matrix adhesion; cell adhesion mediated by integrin
Cellular component (GO): external side of plasma membrane; integrin complex
Molecular function (GO): integrin binding
Source: RefSeq, a predicted model, not a curated record